AUGUGCAAAAGUCUUAGGCAGGUGUGUACUUUUUUUAUUUCAGCAUUUUUUCUUUUUUUUUUUAAGUGUUUAAAACCAAUGUAGUACAAGAAGAUUAUUGGUAACAAAACGAAAUAUUUUUUCAUUGGUUGUACAGCCUGGUGAAUCACUGCCACUCAAUGGCCAUGCGUCCCCAGUCUAGGCCUGCAACCCAUAUGUUUUUUUUACAUAGAUAGUACUUCUGUAGUUCAGUGUUGUUGAGAGGAGGUUUCUGGUUUUUUACAUUCGCAAUAAUCACUUGAAAAAGAAAAAAAAAAUGCUGGGAAAAAAAAACGGACACUGGCCUAAAACUUUUGGACCAACUUUUGAUCCAGGAUUCGCCCUAACAUUGUCUUAUUUCAUUUCAGGAAUUAUUGACUAACAUCAUUUUGAAAAGUGAAGCACUACACAUUUUAUUGUAUACAAAUGUUGUGUUGUUAGCUGCGAGGUUGUGAUGUUUGUUCCCACUCCGUAGAGUAAUUUUUUUAUUAGACAGUGCAUCGACUCAUUUGAAAAUCAUUUCAUCCUUGAAGUCCAUACUGUUGUUGUUGUUGUCGUUGUUGUUGUUUUUAUUAUGCAUAGCAUUUGAACUGUUUACAGAGCUAACGGAGGGGAUGCAGCACAGAACAAAAUAAAAAAAACAGAGCUGUGGACUUUAUGGUGGUCACUUCUUCCCUCGUAGGUUUUACGGUGAAUUUCCCACUGUUACAGAGUCUCACAUCCACGUUAAAACGUAAUUUUAAUAGUACAUAAACUUUUUUAAUUCCCCUCAGUACCACAAGAGGGAGCCAAAGUAUCACAAGUGCCAUACCAAAUCGACAUCGCUACCAUAUUGGAGAAUAAAACAGAGCUGUUAAAAAAAAAGUAAUAAAUUGUGAAAUUCAGAAGUAGAUUCUGUGGUGAAUAUUUACUUUUGACGUCAGAUAGUACGUCAUUUUCAGGAGAGAAACAUAUAGCCACAUAGCAAAGAUGACGAGCCAGAGAACUUGUUAUUAUGAAUAACUCACAAAAUUAAGUAAAAGAAACGUUAUAUAAUUUAAUUUGUUAAGACUUAACUGUAGUUUUGUCGUUUUAUUGAAAAUGAAAACGUUAAAACGAUUGUGUCGUUAUCCAUGUUUAAACGUGGACCACGAAGAAGGUUCUGGAUUUUUUUUUUUUUUUUAAAUGGCGGAAGAACGGUGCCCCCAACGGGACACGGAUACGAUAAAUAAACGUUUCUGGAAACGUUUUUCUCCUCCGUACGAAAGUUAUAAAUACAUCUGGAUUUACUUCUUACUCGUCCGUCUUAAACAAAGAGUGAACGUUAUUCCGUUUGAACGGAGAAAACUUUUAUUCAGAAACGCCGCACAGGUGAAUGAGAGGAGAGCUAAAUGCUAAGUAUCGGGUUAAUGCAAAUCCCGGAGCCGAAGCUAAAAGUCACACUUUGGGGAGAAGAUCUCUUCGUGUUCACCUAACGUAGAUGUUCGUACCGUGUCUCCCUGACCUGGUCCCCGACCCCUACUACAUCCAGAUCGCCACCUACGUCCAGAGGAUGCCCAUGUACAACCUGCGCUGCUCCGCUGAAGAGAACUGCCUAGCCUCGUCUGCCACGUAUGCUAACGACUACGACACCAGAGUUUUACUGCGUUUCCCUCAGAGGGUGAAGAACCAGGGAACCUCGGACUUUCUGCCCAGCAAACCACGAUACGCCUGGGAGUGGCACAGCUGUCACAAUCACUUCCACAGCAUGGACGAGUUCAGUCUGUACCAGCUGCUGGACUAUCAGUCGCAGGCACAGGUCGCCGAGGGUCACAAGGCUAGCUUCUGUCUGGAAGACACUUCCUGUGACCCGGGUUAUUACCGUCGAUUUGCCUGCACGUCACACACUCAGGGUUUGAGUCCAGGUUGCUAUGACACCUACAACGCCGACAUCGACUGUCAGUGGAUCGACAUCACCGACGUUUCACCUGGAAAAUACAUCCUCAAGGUGACCGUCAACCCCCGUCAGCAGGUACCAGAGUCCAACUUCAACAACAACGUGGUUCGCUGUGACGUGCAGUACACCGGCACUGCCGCACACGUCUCCGGGUGUUCCAUGACGUCCCACUGAGACGACGCCACCUAGAGGCCGAAGGCGGACACGUACGGUGGAGGAAGGAGACGUUAAUAUCAAAGUUACAGUUUAAGGUGGAAUCGUAAAAAAAAAAAAAAAAAAAAAAAAUUUACUUGAAAAUGCGACAAAUGGGUUCAAACCGAACGAAUACAAUUGAACUGUGGUAAAUAAAAAAUAUUAGAAUAAA
Messenger RNA from Cynoglossus semilaevis (tongue sole), 2297 nucleotides. It is a transcript of the gene lox, whose product is annotated as lysyl oxidase. The record is from RefSeq and is a predicted model, not a curated record. The coding region runs from base 1478 to 2107 and encodes 209 amino acids. Gene Ontology annotation, molecular function: copper ion binding; protein-lysine 6-oxidase activity. The transcript is spliced from 7 exons. Lineage: Eukaryota; Metazoa; Chordata; Actinopteri; Pleuronectiformes; Cynoglossidae. Gene Ontology annotation, biological process: peptidyl-lysine oxidation; collagen fibril organization.